Messenger RNA from Notolabrus celidotus (New Zealand spotty), 2108 nucleotides. RefSeq names its product solute carrier family 6 member 14 (gene slc6a14). Bases 21 to 1931 code for a protein of 636 amino acids. The transcript has 15 exons. The record is from RefSeq and is a predicted model, not a curated record. NCBI's taxonomy places the organism in Eukaryota, Metazoa, Chordata, Actinopteri, Labriformes, Labridae. Gene Ontology annotation, cellular component: membrane. Gene Ontology annotation, biological process: sodium ion transmembrane transport. Gene Ontology annotation, molecular function: L-proline transmembrane transporter activity.
UAAUCAGCAGGUGGAAGAACAUGAGGAAAUACGGCUGGAACAGUUUCAAGGAUUUAAUUUUAAGAAAUCCUGCAGUUGUUGAUCAGCAGGACCCACAUGUGGAUGUGGAUGUGGGUGAUGAGAAUAAUGAACGUGGGAACUGGGCGAGCAAGAGGGAGUAUAUCCUCUCUACCAUCGGCUAUGCUGUUGGGCUUGGAAAUAUCUGGAGAUUUCCAUAUUUGGCCUAUAAGAAUGGAGGAGGUGCCUUUCUUAUUCCCUACUUUGUGAUGCUGGUGGUGACUGGAAUUCCUCUUUUCUUCUUGGAAAGCGCCUUUGGUCAGUUCUGCAGCCAAGGUCCGAUUAACAUAUGGAGGGCAGUGCCAAUCCUGCAGGGUGUUGGUGUUGCCAUGGUUUUGGUGACUCUAAUUGUAUCAAUUUACUACAACGUCAUCAUCGCCUACAGCCUGUACUACAUGUUCGCCUCCUUCCAGUCUCCUUUGCCCUGGUCCAGCUGUUUCAGCUUUUCUGACAGUAACUGCAGCAGCACGCCUGUAGUGCACUGCAAUGUGAGUGGUGUGUUAGUGGCCAACUGGACUCAGGAAAACAGCACGUGUCCUUUGACCAAUAUGUUCACAGUACCAGUGCAGAGCCCGAGUGAGCAGUACUGGGAUCGUGUGGCUCUGCAGAGAUCCAGCGGCUUGGAUGAAACAGGACCUGUAGUUUGGCACUUGGCCCUCUGUCUGCUGCUGAGCUCCUUGAUUGUUGCUGCAGCGCUCAUCAGAGGCAUCAAAUCCUCAGGAAAAGUUGUGUAUUUCACAGCUACAUUUCCUUAUGUGGUGAUUCUGAUCCUGCUGAUCAGAGGUGCAACACUAGAGGGAGCUAGAGAUGGGAUAGAGUUCUACAUCGGGUCAAUGUCUAAUUUGACUAAACUGACAGAAGCACAGGUCUGGAAAGAUGCAGCCACUCAGACCUUCUUCUCCCUCUCGAUUGGCUGGGGAGGAGUCAUGACUCUUGCUUCCUACAACAACUUCAACAACAAUAUGUUUAAAGAUGCAUUUAUUGUAACACUUACAAAUGCUGGUACCAGUGUGUUGGCAGGCUUCGCCAUAUUUUCUAUCCUGGGUCACAUGGCUCACAUCUACAACAUACCUGUUGGAAACGUUGUAAAAGAAGGAUUUGGCCUGGCAUUCAUUGCUUAUCCAGACGCCCUCUCCAAGCUUCCUGUUGCCCCUCUGUGGUCUUUUCUGUUCUUCUUCAUGCUUUUAACUGUUGGUCUGGACUCCCAGUUUGCAGGAAUAGAGGUGAUCACAACAUGCCUGCAUGAUGGCUUUCCUAAAAUCUUCAAAUCCAAACGUGCUUUGCUGACAAUAGCGACCUCUGCCAUCCUCUACCUGCUGGGUCUGCCAUGUGUCACAAGGGCAGGAAUAUACUGGGUGACUCUAAUUGACCACUUCGUUGCUUCCUGGGUGCUGCUUUUUGUGGCUCUCUUUGAGAUCAUUGGUGUUUCCUACAUUUACGGGGGGAAUCGUUUUAUCAAGGACAUUGAGAUGAUGAUUGGGAAUAAAAGUUUUGCAUUCUGGCUGUGGUGGAGAGCAUGUUGGUUCUUCAUCAGCCCCUGCGUCAUUGUGGUUAUCCUGGUCUGGUCUUUAUUAUCAAUCGUACCACACGAGUAUGAUGGAGUUCAGUCCCCGGUCUGGGGCUCGGCUCUGGGCUGGUGCAUGGCUCUAUUCAUCCUCUUCUGGAUUCCUGGCGUUGCUUUGUAUAAGCUCAUCAGAGCAGAGGGAGGCCCAUGGAAGCGUCUGAAAUCAUUGUGCUCUCCAGCUGAAGAAUGGCAUCCUUACCUGGACGUCCAUCGAGGGGAACGUUACUCAGAAGAACGCUGCCGCAACAGGAAGAGCCACGGGGACAAAACCAAAGUGAAUGUUAAUGUGAUCUCUAGCUCAUGGCUUUGAUGUAUGUCAUGGUGUGUUUAGUUGCCAGUCUUUCUCAUUUCAUUGAGCAGUGUAAUCUUGAAUAUUGAACACCUUGUACUGCAAGUUAAAGCUGGGGUUGGUAAUCAGAUUUAGAUACACUUUUUGCCAUACUGGUUAAAAUUAUUUUUAUGUCCUGAUGGCAAUCAAUACAUGGUG